Messenger RNA from Alexandromys fortis (reed vole), 2604 nucleotides. RefSeq names its product transmembrane protein 182 (gene Tmem182). Bases 128 to 817 code for a protein of 229 amino acids. NCBI's taxonomy places the organism in Eukaryota, Metazoa, Chordata, Mammalia, Rodentia, Cricetidae. The record is from RefSeq and is a predicted model, not a curated record. The transcript has 5 exons. Gene Ontology annotation, cellular component: membrane.
UCGAGCGAGGACCUGCUCCUGAGGUCUUGCCGACUCAAGAGUGGCAUUCUUUCUUUGCUGUUGUUAUUGAGAAGUUGAUUGUUUACAAUUUGUUCUUUUAUUUGAAAGGAAACUAGUCAAUUGGAAAAUGAGACUAAAUGUUGCCAUUUUCUUUGGGGCCCUCUUCGGAGCCUUGGGGGUUUUGCUGUUUUUGGUCGCUUUUGGAUCGGAUUAUUGGCUUCUUGCGACUGAAGUGGGCAGGUGUUCAGGUGAACAGAAUAUAGAGAACAUCACUUUCCACCACGAAGGAUUCUUCUGGAGGUGCUGGUUCAGUGGCAUCGUGGAAGAGAACAACUCCAACAUCUGGAAGUUCUGGUACACCAAUCAGCCACCAUCCAAGAACUGCACACACGCAUACCUGUCUCCGUACCCCUUCCUGAGGGGUGAGCACAACUCUACCUCCUACGAUUCUGCUAUUAUUUACCGCGGCUUCUGGGCAGUCCUGCUGCUUCUGGGGGUAGUGGCCGCCUUGACCGCAAGCUUUCUCAUCAUCUGUGCGGCCCCCUUUGCCAGUCACUUUCUCUAUAAAGCUGGAGGAGGCUCCUACAUUGCCGCAGGUGUCCUGUUCUCCCUGGUGGUGAUGCUGUAUGUCAUCUGGGUCCAGGCGGUGGCUGACAUGGAAAGUUACAAAGCCAUGAAAAUGAAGGACUGCUGGGAAUUCACGCCCUCGGUUCUGUACGGCUGGUCGUUUUUCCUGGCCCCGGCCGGCAUCCUCUUUUCUCUGCUAGCCGGGUUACUGUUUCUCGUCGUCGGGCGGCACAUUCAGCUGCAUCACUAAGUUGAGCCAGUCCGGCGUUCAGAGCACCAUCCCUCCCGUUCCCUCUUCUCCCCUUCUGUGCUGGUGAUGGUAAUCAGCAUAAAAUCAGUUGAUGUACACGGAGAGUUGUUAUUUCUUGAUGAAUCAUUUUACUUGUGAUUUCCCCUCAUGAGGAAGUCCUUGGACUUCUCCAGAACCCACAGCUGUCUGUGCUGGUGAGGAAUUAGUUCCCUAGGGAACAGGUAGGGGGUGGGCCCAUUGUAGAGUGUGGAGUAAGGGCAGGGUGCAAAUGCAAUCGUCCACAGCAAGCCAAGCUUAGCUUGACCGUCUCCUUGGCAUUCACAUCUACUGCUUUAUUUUUUUAAUAAGGAGGAUAAUUAAGACUGGAACACAAAUGUCAGAUGACUGCUUCCGUUUCUUCUCCACCUACAUGCCCGGGGGCAGACACAUACUCAUCCACUGACUUCUGUGAGCAAGUGAUUCAUUAUCUAAAAAUAGCUAGCUGUUGUUCUUGCUAUUGGAGCCUGAGUUCAAAUGGGCCACAACUGUGGUACCAAAUGUACUUAUUCGCGUUUAUCACCACCUGCGUCAUCUGAGUUUUCUUUUUUUAAUUACGCAUGCCUAUAGAAAGCUUACACUGUUAGAAAGCAGCAGAUCCUCGGGGCAGAGUGUAUUCGGUGCAGAUUGGAAGUGUGGAAGUUACAGGGGGCUAACCCUGGACUGUAAUAUGGUUUGAAGUCUGUAAAAGCCAAGCGCCUCCUCUGAGCACAUCAUUCUAUUUGAUAUUUUAAAAUUCCCAUUUAAAACUUAAAUUGCUAAGAUGUUCAGCACGUUUAAAUUUAUUGAGAGGACGUGCUCUUAAUAUUCCCCAGCCAUAAAGCUUCCAGAUACUUCCUUGUGAGGAUGAUAAUAGCCUGACAUUAUGAAGACCAUGGCAUAUUAACUUUCCCCGACGUUUUACGGGAUCCAGUUCUGAUCAUUUGGUUCCCAUAUUGUCCCUCCAUUUCUCCUUUGAGCGUAUGCAUCAACACUCACAGACCCAGAUUCCCCUAACCUCCUGCAAGAAAAGGGUUUUGUGGGGAAAUAUGAUUCUUUAUUAUUCACUAGCACAGACAUUUUGCAUAUCAAAGAGGUUCAUUUGCCAGGGUUGUUGAUUGAAAUCAAGCCCAUCUGAGUGGCUUCCUUCGGCUGGAACUUGCCUUCUGGAAGUUUCCAUCAAGGAGGGGUUUGGUGUUCGUGAUGAACAGAGAAAUACACAGCACCUAAAAUUUGCUGGGGACCCAGCGAUGCCUUCCGCAGUUGUAGCAAGAAGGAAACACAGCACUGAGGCAGGGGGAUGACCACCGGGCAGGCUCUCUAGGAAGGAGGGGUUAGCUCUUCUGGUCUGUUGUAGGUACAGUAGCGGUGCCGCCUCAACCUUCUCCUCAGCCGGCUUUAUACACAGAGGGAGAACUGGAGGAGUGGCGGGAGCCUGAGGUAUCUGUUUACCCAUGAGGGCGGCUAGUGACCAGACUCGCCAGAAAUAGAAGCUCCAGGGAGGGGUCUAGCUUGUCUUGCAAGUCACUGCAAGGGCACCGGUGCAUUUCUGUGCUACUUUCCUUUGUCUUCUUCUGUUUCCCUUUGAUAUCGCUCCAUUUACUUCCUUGCCUUCUUUGGCUUGGUUAUCAGAAGAAUAAUUGUGAGUUCUGUUAUGCAUGUUGCCCGUGAUAUUAAGCCAUGGCAUGGGAUUACGUUUUCCAGACGAUGCUUAGAUGUAUCUGGUUCGCGUGUGUCAUCUGGACAUACAAUUCUUUUUUGUAGAACUUUGG